Metarhizium brunneum ARSEF 3297 is the source of this 819-nucleotide messenger RNA. RefSeq names its product Vacuolar iron transporter cccA (gene cccA). The record is from RefSeq and is a predicted model, not a curated record. Gene Ontology annotation, molecular function: iron ion transmembrane transporter activity; manganese ion transmembrane transporter activity. Gene Ontology annotation, biological process: intracellular manganese ion homeostasis. NCBI's taxonomy places the organism in Eukaryota, Fungi, Ascomycota, Sordariomycetes, Hypocreales, Clavicipitaceae. Gene Ontology annotation, cellular component: fungal-type vacuole membrane.
AUGUCCAAGCAGAGCCCUUGCUUAACUCGUUUUCUUUCCGACUUCACCCUCGGAUUUUCCGAUGGCCUGACCGUCCCAUUUGCCCUCACCGCAGGGCUCAGCUCACUGGGAAGAGCUGAUACCGUCAUAUAUGCAGGCCUCGCCGAGUUGUGUGCCGGAAGCAUCAGUAUGGGCAUCGGUGGAUAUCUAUCCACAUUGGAUGAGGUUCCCCAUCCAACCGGGAAGAAAGACGACCUCGAUAGCAACGGUGACGAGGAGGAGUUGAGGGGGAUGUUGCGCGAUGGAAGCUCAAGGGCCUCAUCUAGUCAUCUUAGCGACAAUUUGGACGAAAAGUAUCUGGAACAAGAAUCGAAAGAGGACCUUAUAAGGAGCCAUCUUGAGCCGCUGGCUCUACCACCUGCCACAGUCCUGGAGAUUCUCGUGAUACUGAGAAGUCGCCCUGACGGUGUUGGAGGAACAGCCUGCCGUCUGCAGCAACAAAAUGCUGCGACAGAGCCGUUGUCGGAUCAGCUACCAAUCUGGCCCGUCGCCUCGGGUCUAUCCAUCUCGCUGGGGUAUGUCGUUGGCAGUAUCAUCCCCCUCUUCCCAUACUUCUUUACUUCAACAGUUGGUAGAGGUCUGCACUGGAGCAUUGCUUUAUGCUUGAUAGCGCUCAUGACAUUUGGAUCAAGCAAGAGCUGGAUACUCCGUGGUGAAGAGAGGAGUGUCAAGAGAAGCUUGUGGGAAGGCCUUCAAAUGCUCGUUCUUGGAAGCUUAGCCGCAGGCGCUGCGGUUCUCUGUGUGAAUCUCGUUGGUGCAGGCUCUGAACCUGGCCAUUGA